AUGUUUCGACUAUUAGUCGGACAGAUGGAGUCGCACGACUACGCGAAGAAAGCCUUCCAAUGGGCAAAAGCGCUGCGGCUUCUUGACCCCAGCAUCAAGCUCAUCUCAUGUGGAGAAAACGGAUACUCUGACUGGGAUAGGGUCACGCUUCGAAAACUCGCACCUGUCGUCGAUUUUCACUCCAUUCACUUAUACACAACAAGCCAUGGCAAACAUCUUGUAAACGUCAUGGGUCCCGCAGCCGCUGAGAAAGGAAUUGAAAUUACGCGCUCUCUCAUUGAUCUUGCAAAGAUUGAAGGCGGGCUCAGCAAAGACUUGACUGUCUGCUUCGAUGAGUGGAAUGUCUGGGAUCCCGUUCGUGCCCCGGGAGAAAAGGGUGCAGAAGAGCAUUAUGACCUCUCAGACGCACUUGGGGCAUCGCUCUCCGUUCACGUCGAUAUCCCCACGCCUGCACUAGUAUACACGGGCCCAACAUCUCCCAAAUUUGUCCAGGAUCUGAGUGUACAUACCCCGGAUUCAGCCAAGCUUACCAAGCUCGUGGACGUCAGUGCAGUCUUAGCUUCCGUCGGGCAAGGAAAAGAAAUUAGGAUCGCGAUUGUGAAUAAAAGCGAUGACAUGGACUUCAAGGUUCCCAUCCUGUUUGGCCCUCAGGCUACGGUGAAAGACGAGUUUACUGUAUACGAAAUUUGGCACGAAGAUCUCAAAGCUAACAAUGGGUUUGAUGGCGAGAGAGUGCGCACGGUCGUGAAAAAUGAUAGGCUUACUGGUAGCUAUAAUUUGAAAAGCCACUCCUUCCAAAGCAUUGAGCGUUUUUAUUGCCAACCAACCAUCAUUGUGCUAAUUAUAUCCCUCAUGAUCUGGUACCCGGAAUCUAUGGGCACACCAAGGAAGUUAAAGCAGGUUAUAUUCAUUGGACACACUAUUCUAAAUGCAAUUGUCGAUCUGGUCCUUAUCCAAUCCGUUUCAAUAAAUUCUAUCAUGUCCAAUUGA
Messenger RNA from Psilocybe cubensis, 990 nucleotides. RefSeq lists its product as uncharacterized. NCBI's taxonomy places the organism in Eukaryota, Fungi, Basidiomycota, Agaricomycetes, Agaricales, Agrocybaceae. The coding region runs from base 1 to 990 and encodes 329 amino acids. Gene Ontology annotation, biological process: polysaccharide catabolic process. The transcript has 9 exons. The record is from RefSeq and is a predicted model, not a curated record.